Molecule: messenger RNA, 1893 nt
Organism: Saccoglossus kowalevskii
Lineage: Eukaryota; Metazoa; Hemichordata; Enteropneusta; Harrimaniidae
Product: fucose-1-phosphate guanylyltransferase-like
Molecular function (GO): transferase activity, transferring phosphorus-containing groups
Source: RefSeq, a predicted model, not a curated record
AUGGCGACCUCCAUACAGGAGCACAUUGCGGAAGCUACUCGAGAAAAACUACAGGAAUACGAAACAUUACGAGGUAAUCUAGUUGGUGAUUUGCCAUUCUGGGAUUUGGUCGUGAUCACAGCAGCCGAUGAAGCCCAAGCCAGUGCUUAUAAACUACAGAUAUAUGACAAACUGAGCAAGAGAGAAAUCCCUGAUGGUAUAACCUAUCACGUCUUUUCUGAUCCAGUAGGCCCCAAGAUUGGAAAUGGAGGUUCAACUUUGGCAGCCUUGGCCGAACUGGAGAAACUACACAAAGAUCUGCUGUGUAAUUACAAAAUACUCUUGAUAAAUGCUGGCGGAAUGAGUCAACGUCUUCCUCAUGCCAGCCUUCUUGGGAAAAUAUUUACAGCUAUGCCAGUAGGGAAUCCCAUCUAUCAAAUGAUAGACCUUAAACUCGCCAUGUAUAUAGAUCUGCCAUCACGUAUGAAACCAGGUAUAUUUGUAUGCUCCGCAGACACUAUAGAGCUGUAUGAUGUGCGGGGUGACGAACUGCAGUGGUCGUUUAAAGAGCCUGGUUUGACGGCCUUAGCACAUCCGUCAGCGAUUGAAAUUGGUACUGGGCAUGGAGUGUUUGUAUUGCCAAAACAGGAGAAUUAUAAGCAUGUGAAAGCUUAUAUGACAGAGUGCUUGGAAUUUCUACAUAAACCAUCUAUUGCAGUGAUGCGAAAGAAAGGUGCUGUCAUCCCCGACAAAAUGGCCUCAGAUUGUAACACCAGUAAUCUUACAGGAGCGAAUGGAGGCGACUGCCAGCCAGAGGUCGUAUACACUGACAGUGCCUUUUACAUCGACGCUCCCACCAUUAAGAAACUGGCAGAGUACUAUCGCCAAGUUCAACCUCUUCAAUGCGAGAUUGAUGCCUAUGGAGAUUUCUUACAGGCACUGGGACCAAACGCUAGCAUGGACUACACCAAUAAUGUUGACAAUGUGGUAAAAGUAACUGAUGAGCUCAUCGCCAAGCGUCAAGAGAUAUUCAAUCUUUUGAAAGGAACUCAGUUGAAUGUGAUAGCCAUGAAUGAAUCAAAUUUCUAUCACCUGGGCACCACCACUGAGUAUUUACACCACUUUUGUUGCAACCCCUCCUUCACGGAUGAACUCGGCAGUACCAACGAUGUGUUCAACUUGCGUAUGGGGAAGAGUAAGAAUGCAGAUGAGCCAGCAGCAAAGAUGCCUCGAAUAUCCGAUGGAAAGGGAUGCACCAUGCAUUCAGCUAUUAAAGACAGUCUUGAGGAUUCCCACCCAUUUGUUGUAGAGUAUUGUAAUUUUAGUGCUCAGGCAGAUAUUCACAUUGGUAGAAAUUGUAUCGUAAGCAUGUGUUGUGUGAGUGGAAAGAAACGAAUAUCCAUUCCUGAUAAUACCUUUCUUCACACUGCUUGUGUACGUCUUGAAAAAGACGCCAGAUAUGUCACAAUAGUACUUAAUAUCCAUGAUAACCUUAAAACCAAGGUUGGCCAGGCAAGUAUAGGUGAUCUAGUAUUCUUAGGUAAACCCCUUAGUGAGUUGUUCACUAAUUUCUCAUCGGAUGAGGCAAAGUGUCUCUUUCCAGCACGUAUGGAGGAGUAUAGUAUUUGGGAUGCAAAGCUUUUCCCAGUGUCAGACAACAUGGAUAAUGCCUUGUUUGCUGCCCUUGAUAUGGCCACUAUCGUCAAACAGAAGGGGCAGUUUGACGAUCUCUCUAGUUUUCAUGUUGGUCGUAUAUCUAUCUCUGAUAUUUUACUGAAGAAAGAUAUUCAGACCAUGCUGUUUUAUAGAGACAAUCUCUAUAAAAUUAACCUGCGUAGUAGUAUGCUUUUCAUUAUAGUCAUCACUAUACAUUCUACAUUUGAAUCUUUAUUUUUCCAUCCUAAUCUAAUUUGA